Elgaria multicarinata webbii is the source of this 878-nucleotide messenger RNA. RefSeq names its product C-C motif chemokine 13-like. Bases 63 to 320 code for a protein of 85 amino acids. Gene Ontology annotation, cellular component: extracellular region. NCBI's taxonomy places the organism in Eukaryota, Metazoa, Chordata, Lepidosauria, Squamata, Anguidae. The record is from RefSeq and is a predicted model, not a curated record. Gene Ontology annotation, biological process: immune response. Gene Ontology annotation, molecular function: chemokine activity. The transcript is spliced from 3 exons.
GACUACGGAAAGGACUCAGCCUUGACUGCUUCUCACCCUGAGCCAACCACCUCCUUGCAAGGAUGAAGACCGCUGCCCUGGCUGUCUUCCUGGUCAUCACUGCCUUCUUACCCCAGGCUAAGAUGCGAUUGCGCCCCGUUAUAGCGUCCUGCUGUUUCUCCUAUCCGGCACACCACCUCUCGCUGGACCAAGUGAGCUCAUUUAAACACACAGACAAAAGGUGCCCUGAGCGAUCUGUCAUAUUCCUCACCAAAAAUGGUCGCCAAAUCUGUGCGGAUCCGAAAAAACCGUGGGUGCAGGAUCUCAUUGAUGCUCUGUAGCCAAACUGAGAACUUUCAACUUUCCACUUCAAAAGAGAAGAGAAAGUUUCUGUCUGUAACGAUCAGCAUAAGGGGAGGAGCCCUUACAUUUCCCUUGCUAACUGAAGACAUAGGCCUUAGCUAGACCUAAGGUUUAUCCCGGGAUCGUCCCUGCUUGCUCCCAUGAUAUCCUAUGUGUCAUUUACAUGAAUGGGGAUGACCCUGGGACAAUCCCGGGAUAAACCUUAGGUCUACCUAAGGCCAUAUAUCCUGAGUGUUUAUUUGUAGAACGCAUGCUGUAUUCUAUUCAAAUUAUGUCUUUCUCUUUUAAGAUUAUGUCUUUCUCUUUGUAAACCGCCCAGAGAGCUUCAGCUAUGGGGCGGUAUAUAAAUGUAAUUAAUUAAUUAAUUAACAACAACAACAACAAUAAUAAUAAUAGACAGAAGAAUAUUAUAAUCGCCACCAUCCUUUUCUUUCUUCCUGUGAUUUAUUCAUACUUUUGAUAUCCUUCCCUUUUUCAAAAAAGUGCUACAUAUACAUUUAUUUGUUUGUAUGCUAAUAAAAAUAACACUGAAACAA